AGGGACAAAAAGAGCGUAUUAACGUUAGAUCUAAAGUAAUGUCCUUUCAUCCUUUGCCAUGGUCGAUGACGACGCAAGUAGAGUCGCUCCACAUCCACACGUGUAAGCAUGUCGUUUUAACACAUUACAGAGAAACAACUGCAGAAAGCUCUUCGAUUCCUCCGCUUCACAAAGACCAAAACUCUUGCAUCUUGGUACUUGUCUCUCUGAGAAUGACAUUCAUUGUACUCGUGUAGAGAUCCUGAGAAGAGACAAAGAAAAAAGAAAAAAAAAAAAGAGAUGUUAGGAAGAUCCAGAACCGGAGGGGGAAGCUUCCGACCAGAAAAUAUAGGGCAAAGCGCAGUGAACUUAAUCGGAAGCAUAGGCUUCUCUUUGUUGGUCAUCGGAGUCGUGGUUUUCACCAUUAUCGCUGCAACAUACGAACCAGAAGAUCCGCUUUUUCACCCAUCUGACAAAAUCACAACUUUCCUCACAUCUAAUUCAAACGCUACUCUUCAAUCCGAUGACACUGUUGUUAAAACCGGCGAAGAUUUCAUGGCGGCGAACCAAACCGCGUUCGCUGGAUUCAUCAACAUAGCUGAUGUCGAGACUUCUGAGAAUGAUUCCGAUGCGAAUCAGCUGGAUUGUGAUACCAGCAUCCCAAUUGAUUGCAAAGAUCCUGAAGUUUUUCACUUGAUGAUGAAAGCUACUAUAGACAAGUUCAAAGACAUUCACUUUUAUAAGUUUGGUAAACCUGCAGCUGUGGAAGGUGCUACUUCUUGUGAUAUGGCUUGGCGUUAUAGGCCUAAAGAUGGCAAAACGGCUGCGUUUUAUAAGGAUUACCGUAGGUUUGUGAUUGAAAAGUCUGAGAAUUGUAGUGUUAGUGUGAUGGGGAUAGGUGAGUAUCAUUCAGGUGUGAAUGCUAGGAAGAGGAAGAGGAGUUUGAAACCCGGGUUUGAGAAAAAUUUUGGGGGUAAGGUUGAUGAUUUCUCAUUGCCUGUGGUUGGUGAAGCAGUUAAUGAUUCACUUCCUGUGGUUGAGUCUGAGACUGCCUUUAUACAAGGUCGUUACUUGGUUUACGUUGGUGGGGGAGAUAGGUGUAAGAGUAUGAACCAUUUCUUGUGGAGUUUCUUGUGUGCUUUAGGGGAAGCACAGUAUUUGAAUAGGACAUUAGUGAUGGAUUUGACUCUCUGUCUGUCUUCGGGUUAUACCUUGUCUGGUCAGAACGAGGAAGGGAAGGACUUCAGGUUUUACUUUGAUUUUGAGCAUCUGAAAGAGUCUGCUGCUUCUGUGUUAGACCAAGUGCAGUUUUGGACAGAUUGGGGGAAAUGGUAUAAGAAGAAUGGAUUAAACCUUCAUCUCGUUGAAGACUUGAGGGUCACACCGAUGAAGCUUGUUGAUGUAAAGGACACAUUGGUCAUGAGGAAGUUCGGGACUGUAGAACCAGAUAACUAUUGGUACAGAGUUUGUGAAGGCGAGACAGAAACUGUUGUGCAAAGGCCAUGGCAUCUAUUGUGGAAAUCUAAACGACUGAUGGAGAUCGUCUCUGCGAUUGCUUCCAGGUUAAACUGGGAUUAUGAUGCUAUUCACAUUGAGCGAGGGGACAAGGCAAGAAACAAGGAGGUUUGGCCUAAUCUUGAAAGGGAUACUUCACCAAGAUCCAUCUUACCUACCCUUCAGGACAAAAUUGAACAAGGAAGGAAUCUUUAUAUUGCAACAGAUGAACCAGAGGUAUCUUUCUUUAACCCUUUGAAAGAUAAGUAUAAACCCCAUUUUCUGGAUGAGUUCAAGGAUCUUUGGGACGAGAGUAGCGAAUGGUAUUCAGAGACAACGAAGCUUAAUGGAGGAAACCCAGUCGAGUUUGACGGUUACAUGAGAGCUUCUGUUGAUACAGAAGUGUUCUUGAGAGGGAAGAAGCAUAUUGAAACAUUCAAUGAUCUUACCAAUGACUGUAGAGACGGAAUCGGCACUUGCAACAUAGCAGCAAGCUGAUCUCUCUCUCUCUCUCUCUCUCUCGUAAGCAUUAUCAAAACUUGUUAUCAGAUAUGGUUGUUUGUUUGUAGGUUGAUAGAUGGCGUGAAAGACAUCUUGUUCCACUCGUUUCCGCUUUGGUAAUUGUAGAAAAGUUUUGUAUGUUCCGUAACUAAUUUAACGUUUCUUUUUAACUACUAGUAUGUACCUCUCUACAUCUUCGUUUUUU
This is a messenger RNA of Camelina sativa (false flax), 2179 nucleotides long. RefSeq lists its product as uncharacterized. Gene Ontology annotation, cellular component: Golgi apparatus. NCBI's taxonomy places the organism in Eukaryota, Viridiplantae, Streptophyta, Magnoliopsida, Brassicales, Brassicaceae. The record is from RefSeq and is a predicted model, not a curated record.